Molecule: messenger RNA, 1040 nt
Organism: Quercus robur (English oak)
Lineage: Eukaryota; Viridiplantae; Streptophyta; Magnoliopsida; Fagales; Fagaceae
Product: F-box protein At1g55000
Exons: 2
Coding region: 96-860 (254 amino acids)
Source: RefSeq, a predicted model, not a curated record
AAAAAAAAAAAUCACAUUUUAUAUUUUUGUUACGGCGACAAUUCACAAGCCACCAGCUUCAAAAACCCAAUCUCUCUUUCUCUCUCUCUAAAAAAAUGGGUUGUUGUGGCGACAAAGACGAAAUUCUCACCGCAACAACCACCGCGGAAUCCGCAACGGCAAGGAUAACUAACUCUUCCAACCUCUCUUCGGUCCUUGCGUACCGUGACACUCUCCGCCUGAUCCUCGAGAGGCUCGGCGGCGGCGGCGGCGACAGCGGAGUCUCGGAGCUCGCUGGAGCGAGUUGCGUGUGCCGACUCUGGAACUCGGUCGCCUACGAGCUCGUCGUCGAAGCCUUCAAGGCGAAUUGGAAACUCGGAGAGGUGAUCGGAAAGCCUGUCUCUGGAAGCUUCUGGAGAGACAGUGGGAUUUGGAAGUUCGCGAUUUCGCAUCGGAUUGUUAGAGGAGAUAGUGUCGCUAGUCUCGCUGUCAAGUACUCUGUUCAGGUUAUGGACAUAAAACGUUUAAACAACAUGAUGAGCGACCAUGGCAUAUACUCAAGGGAGAGGUUGUUAAUCCCUAUAAGCAAUCCUGACAUUCUUGUAAAUGGAGUAUGCUACAUCGAGCUAGAUACCUAUGCGAAAAGGGAAGUGGCAGUGUUGUAUCUUGAAGGUGGUCCGAGUGGAAACUCUAGCCAUAUGUUGAAUAAGAUGACAACCGAACAAGGCAAGAGAAAGGUUCUUGACUCAUUGAAGAGGAGCAUGCAAGUCGAUGAUGGGACUGCUCAAUAUUACUUAUCUAUAUCAAAUGGUAAUCCUCGAGCUGCACUUUCUGAAUUCUCUGAGGACCUUAAGUGGGAGAGACAAAUGAGCUUGGCCUAGUUUCUGAAAUAAAAUGUUGAUCGCAGCUGCUCAUAAGUUGGAACCUUGAGGUAUAUAUAAUAAAUGGUGAAGAAAGGCCAAGAAUGGUAAUUGCUGAUCACUCUGGGAUUAUGUUCCAUAUAGGGCUAUGUAUGAUUUAUUUGGUUUUUCUAAAUGCAUAACUACUUAGGAUUUCUUUUA